GGUUGGUUCGGUGAGCCCAUUGGCAGUGUGUGACAGGAGGCUUCCUCUCUCUCUCCACCCGCGUCUCGAAAGGGGCGGAGACCGGAGACGCGAAGGCAGCAGCAGAGCCAAGCCGUCCCCCGCCGGGCCAUGGACCGCGCGCAGCUCCUCCUCGUCGGCCUCCCGGCCCUGCUCUUCUUCUCCGAUCUCACCCACAUCUUCGCGCCGCCGCCUCCCCACCUCCGCCACCCCCAUCACCACCCCCCACACCACCACCCCCAUCCGCCGCACCACCCGCACCCACCGCACCACCCCCACCCCCACCCGCCGCACCACCACCCGCACCCGCCGCACCACCACCACGACGACCCCGCUGCGGCGGCCAUACAGGAGCCGCGUGUGGAUGGAUCCGGAUUUGACACGACCGUCGAGCUGCAAUUCUGUGCCUCCUGCUCGUACAAGGGAACUGCAAUGACUAUGAAGCGCAUGCUGGAAACUUCAUUUCCUGGCAUUCAUGUUGUCUUGCAAAAUUAUCCUCCGCCAUUCCCCAAGCGCGUACUGGCCAAAGUUGUACCAAUUCUUCAAGUUGGAGCCAUUGUGACAAUAAUGGCUGGUGACCAGAUUUUCCCCAGGCUUGGAAUGGUUCCACCUCCAUGGUACUACUCGCUGCGUGCCAAUAGAUUUGGAACCAUGGCGACAAUCUGGCUAUUUGGCAACUUUGCUCAGUCCUUUCUACAAAGCUCCGGUGCCUUUGAAGUUUACUGCAAUGGAGAUCUGGUAUUCUCAAAAUUAGCUGAGCAGAGGUUCCCUAGUGAGUUCGAGCUGCGGGAUCUCAUUGGCAACAGAUUACCGGAGUCUCCAUUUGGGAGGAAUCUUGGAAAAGCCUUGACUUAGAUGAUGGUCCCAGAAAUCUGAACUCAGAAUACCACAAUUUCAUCUACGGCUAUUAAGGUUUUCCUAGACGGUAACUCUUUGAUGUUGAUCUAUUGAAGCUGUGCAGCUUGUCUGACACAACUUUCCGGAUGUAUGGCUUGUAUAAAGGAUCACUUGGCUAUUAAGGUUUUCCUAGAUGGUAACUCUUUGAUGUUGGUCUAUUGAAGCUGUGCAGCUUGUCUGGCACGACUUUCCGGAUGUAUGGCUUGUAUAAAGGUUCACCUGGCACGAGACGAUUAUUCAACUAUUGUGGACAUAUGACACUGGAACUGUAGGGCGUCGUGAUCGCCUGAUAAUUUCUGGGAGAUUUGUUGAAGUGUACUUACUA
Molecule: messenger RNA, 1240 nt
Organism: Phragmites australis (common reed)
Lineage: Eukaryota; Viridiplantae; Streptophyta; Magnoliopsida; Poales; Poaceae
Product: selT-like protein
Exons: 4
Coding region: 130-873 (247 amino acids)
Biological process (GO): cell redox homeostasis
Cellular component (GO): endoplasmic reticulum membrane
Molecular function (GO): thioredoxin-disulfide reductase (NADPH) activity
Source: RefSeq, a predicted model, not a curated record